Messenger RNA from Ilex paraguariensis (yerba mate), 327 nucleotides. The record is from the annotation of a GenBank genome assembly. NCBI's taxonomy places the organism in Eukaryota, Viridiplantae, Streptophyta, Magnoliopsida, Aquifoliales, Aquifoliaceae.
AUGGGUGAUUGUUCUAAUGGUCCUUCCAUUGGGGGUUCUGAUACAGAUCGAGAAGGCAUUGUCACUACUGAAAGUGGCAAAUUGAAGAAAGCUGCUUCACAGCAGGAGCCACUCAUUACAUCUACCAUAACCAAGGGACCUAUCAAGGCCAACUUGGAAAAGGGGAGAAGUGGUCCGCGUGGUGGUAAGGAUUUUGGUUCUGUAGGUGGUGACAUUCGUACACCUUGGAACCAAAUUUUGAGCUCUGGCAAAUCCUCUAAUACAGCAGAACAAAUGAAGCUCAGAUAUAUUGAGCCUAUCAAACGUGAUUCCAGGAUUAUUGUAUAA